Messenger RNA from Pseudomassariella vexata, 876 nucleotides. RefSeq lists its product as uncharacterized. Lineage: Eukaryota; Fungi; Ascomycota; Sordariomycetes; Amphisphaeriales; Pseudomassariaceae. The transcript has a single exon. The record is from RefSeq and is a predicted model, not a curated record. The coding region runs from base 234 to 752 and encodes 172 amino acids.
UAAGCGAUCACGCCUUCUCCCACAAAUCCAGUGCUCGGCUCAAGCGCAGCUCUUUGGGCCAGCACAAGGUGACUUCAUCAUUGGACGCAUCCCACUUUGCUAGGCUACCACCUCGUAGUCCCGAUCGGCCCUCUUCAAGCCCUGGUGUACGUUUUGUUGAGACAAAACUGAGAAAUACCAGUUCUAAGAUCGGACCUUCGCCACUCUCUACAUCUCUGAACGCUCCUGGAGAAAUGAAUGUUGCCACUGAGACGCCAUCUGUUCCCCGGGUCUCCAAGAUGACUUUCCACAGAAAAAGUGCGUCUCAGGUCGUCUUUACCCAGCCCGCAGUUGUCAGUGGGAGCCGAAGCCGGCGCAACUCGACAACAGAGUCCGAUAAACGCACAUCAAAAGAUAGCAAAAGCGGACGGUGGCUGACACAUAUCAAAGACUGGGUCACGGUAUCUGAACCCUCCACCCAGGCUCUGAAGCAGCACAAGAAGGAUACGUACAAGCGAGCUGGCAUCGCUCUCAGUGACCCUCAGGCCAACGCGAAGCUGCACAUUCCGGUUGCCACUUUACCACCGGAAGCCAUAAAACCAUGUGGUCCAGGUCCGGAGCCCGAGGAGAUUGCACAACGAAAGGCGGAGCAAAAGAGACGGUUGAGGCAGUCGUACUCAACUGGGCGGCCCUCUCGUGGCUCGCGAUCGAGUACUAGUCAACACUCGUCGCUGAGUAAUCUACCCUCCAAAGAUUCCAAGGAUGGCAUGUAGGUAAAUGGAUCUUUGAAAUAGCCUUCAGUUCUCAUACGGACCCUGAUUUUGUGGUACAAGCCCCCACAUUCAUGCUAGUCUGUUUCCACUCGCUUUUCUUUUACUAUACCCUUGGCAUGGCGUG